Messenger RNA from Symbiodinium necroappetens, 1380 nucleotides. The record is from the annotation of a GenBank genome assembly. Lineage: Eukaryota; Dinophyceae; Suessiales; Symbiodiniaceae.
AUGGCCGCGGCUGCGGACAACCUCUGGCUGCUUCUGUGUGGGGCAAUAUUGAUGUUCAUGCACGUAGGAUUUGCCAUGGUGGAAUGCGGGACAUGUCGUGCCCGAAACGCUUCGGAUGCUCUCAUCAAGAACAUGCUGAGCCUCUGUGUUGGCACUUUGGGCUGGUGGUCCUUCGGCUGGGGAUUCGCCACGGGCAGUUUAUUCCAGGACUUCAUUGGAACGAGUGGCUUCUUCGGCUCGGACCUGCUUAAGGUAGGCUCCGGCCAGUCGCUGAAGGCUACGAUAUCUUGCGAUGAUGGGGUCUGUCCAACCAAGAUGGCUGUCUGGUUCUUUAGCUGGGGUUUCUGCACUACAGCUUGCACAAUUGUCAGUGGUGCUGUGCUGGAAAGAGCAAAGAGCUCAUCGUACUCGGUCUACACCUUUUUCAUGACUGCCUUUGUCUACCCAGUAAUUGUAGCAUGGACUUGGAGUGAUGGUUGGCUCGCGAGUCUGUUCGAUGUCGGCUACACAGACUUUGCCGGAAGUUGUAUCGUGCAUGUGUCCGGCGGCAUGGGAGCACUGGUCGGCACUGUCCUCCUAGGACCGCGACUACAUCGCUUUCAUCCGGCUCAUGCAGUUGCCUUCGAACCGCACAAUUUGCCCUUUCUUGUUCUGGGAACGCUUUUCCUUUGGGUUGGCUGGUUCGCCUUCAAUGCAGGGUCCACACUGUCCCUGCACACCCGUGAGACCGCAACUCUGGCAGCGCAAGUCGCCGUCAACACAGCACUAGCUGGAUCUUCAGGAGGGACCUCCGUGUUCUUUUUAAGACUCGUGGUCAAGAAGAAGUAUGAUCUGGCAGGCCUCUGCAAUGGUAUUCUGGCUGGUGUGGUUUCCGUUACUGCCGGAUGCGCAAACAUGAAUGCUGGAAGUGCACUUGCAGCUGCUGUUGUUGGUGGGUUGGUCUUCGAAGCAUUCUCAGCCCUGUUGAAGAGAAUGCACAUAGAUGAUCCAGUAGAUGCGAGCGCUGUUCACCUAGCUUGCGGUAUCUGGGGCACCAUUGCGGCUACGCUUUUUGAUUGGGGAAAAGGCUUCGAGUACUACCACGGCCAGUAUGGGUGGACUUGCCUUCCAGCAGCGCCUUCCAACGAUCUGCAGCCUCCCUGCAUCGCAGGUAUCGUGGGGACGGCCCUCGCUGCCCAAGUCGUGCUCAUUCUUUGUGUUCUUGUUUGGACUGGGUUUUGGUCCUUUGUGAUUAUCAAGCUUCUCGCAGUGGCUGCGGGACUCCGAGUGCAAGAAGGUACCGAGCAGGCUGGCUUGGACGCUGCAGAUUACGCGCAUAAAAAUGCAUACGCUUUGGAGGAACGAGAAAGUCCCGAUUCCUGGCGCGUGCUUUCAUCUUAA